AUGAAAAAAAAAAAUGAUCAAAAUUUCUAAGAGCCACCUCCAUAUUACUUGUAAGUUAUUUUGAUACAAUUAUUUUUAGUUUUGGUAUUCCUCUUCAUAAUAGUAGGGUAGCUUAGUAAUUUUGCCUUAUUUUUAUCCUAGUCUUAAUUAUACCUUUUACAAUGUUUUUCGGAUUAAGAGAAUCUAUAGGAGAGGUAAGUGCUGGUAUAUCAGCUGUUGUUUCAAUAUAAUUAAUUAUAGCAAUUUAUGUUAUAAUGAUCAUCAAAGACCCAGAGAAUUUUCCAAAUGCUGAUGCUGCCAGAAAACAAAUUGAAUAAAGGAAAUUAAAAGCGAAAUAAAAUUAAACAUAAACAGAAACAACCAAUUAAAAAGCAUAAGAUAAUAAUAAAAAUAAGUAAAUUAAAUCGCAAAAGGAUAAACUUAAAUAAGCAUGA
This is a messenger RNA of Paramecium sonneborni, 434 nucleotides long. The record is from the annotation of a GenBank genome assembly. Lineage: Eukaryota; Ciliophora; Oligohymenophorea; Peniculida; Parameciidae.